Sceloporus undulatus (fence lizard) is the source of this 2182-nucleotide messenger RNA. RefSeq names its product mitochondrial ribosome associated GTPase 1 (gene MTG1). The transcript is spliced from 11 exons. Gene Ontology annotation, molecular function: GTP binding; GTPase activity. The coding region runs from base 805 to 1605 and encodes 266 amino acids. NCBI's taxonomy places the organism in Eukaryota, Metazoa, Chordata, Lepidosauria, Squamata, Phrynosomatidae. Gene Ontology annotation, cellular component: mitochondrion. The record is from RefSeq and is a predicted model, not a curated record.
CUAAAGGACAUGAAGAGGCGGCUGCGUGCCGUGGAUGGCCUGCUGGAGGUGCACGAUGCCCGCAUAUCCUUUUGUCAGGAGCUCCUCCAAGCAGCCCCCUCUGAGGCCGCUUUAACUGCCCCGCCCAGUGCUAGGGAAUCCUGGGAACUGUAGUCCUCUCAGGCAUCCAGCCUUCUCUCUCUGGAGCCACAAUAAAUACAGCGCUGAGCCAAGGCAGGCCCCAGACUGGGUUGUUUCUGGAGAAGACUGGCACCACUCUUCAAUGUGGCAGAUAGGUCUCUAUAACCCUCCUCCACCCAUUCUGUGCCUCCUUUCCUUUUAGAGGCAGAGGGAAGGGUGGUCUUUUCAAGGUAUAUUAACAUGUUUACCAUAGUUUGGGAAGCUGAAACACACAGAUUGUAGGCAUGCAAAUAAAGGCAUUGGGACACUUAACUCUCACUGCUUCUGUCUCAUUUGCAUAACUGGAGAGUUUUAUGACACUUAGGUCCCAGAAAAAGGUAUUACAUUUGUGUCCCAGUUUCACUUGAAGGAGCUCAUCAUGCACUUCCAGCAAAGGCUCCCUUCUCUUCCCCAUCUUUAUCUUCGCAACUGCCUUGUAAGAUAUGUCAGGCUGAGGGAGGAUACUUCGGCGCUCAAGGAUGAAAAAUUUUGUUCCCCGCAGCUCCUCUAAAUAUAUGCCAGAUUGCUGCUGUUAUUCUUGGCUCUUCUUUGCCUCCUUAGCACAUAUACAUCCCAUUAUCUGGCAGGAACCCUCUGUUGCAGGAAGCUCUGGGUAUUCGUCCACAUUUGUUGGUGCUGAAUAAAAUGGACCUGGCAGAUCUAACCCACAAACCAACUCCUGAUAACCUUGGUCUCCCUUCUCUGCGCAUGUGCCAUCUUGAUAUUCUUGAACUGUGGUGCCCAGAACUGGACACAGUGUUUCAGCGGAUUCUAAAACAUUUGGAACAACAAGGUUUUAGACACGUCCAUUUCACAGAUUGCCUGAGAGAUGAAAAUGUCAAGAAGAUUGUUCCCCUUGUCACAGAACUGAUUAGCAACAGUCAGCGCUACCAAAGGUCUGAGAAUGUGGAGAGUUGCAUCAUGGUAAUUGGUGUGCCAAAUGUAGGAAAAUCAUCACUUAUCAAUUCAUUGAGAAGACUGCACCUAAGAAAAGGAAAGGCUUCCAUAGUUGGUGGGACACCAGGUAUUACCAGAGCUGUACUCACCAAAAUCCAGGUGUGUGAACGACCCCUCAUGUUCUUACUGGAUACACCUGGGGUACUAUCGCCUCAAAUUGGGUGUGUGGAGACUGGGCUGAAAUUGGCACUUUGUGGAGCAAUUAAGGAUCAUUUGGUAGGUGAGGAGGUUAUUGCUAAUUAUUUGCUUUACACACUGAAUCAUCAUCAGCAAUUCAGUUAUGUAGAACGCUAUAGACUGCCCAAUCCCAUUGAUAAUGUGGAGAUGGUACUCAAGAGUAUUGCAUUACACCUCGGCAAAACCCGUCGAGUCAAAGUGUUGACGGGCACGGGAGAUGUGACAGUAACAGCACCCAACUACAAUGCAGCAGCAUGUGAAUUCAUCCAUUCUUUCCGUAAGGGACUUCUAGGGAAGGUAAUGCUUGACUAAUUGGUCUAAAGGCUUCCACUGGAUAAUUCUGUCUGGAGCAGAAAGCAUCGCCAUGCAGCUGAACAAGACCUUGGGGACUUUGCUUCAUGGCAAUAAGCCUGGACUAUUUUCAUCUGUUGGCAAUUUCCAUCUGCUGUUUGCAAACAGUUUUUGUAGAAUCGUGAGGAUAGAGAUUGAGUAGGCAAUAGCAAAGGGCAUAUGUAACUUCCUGUACUAUUUUCUGAAUGUCCUCUCUCUCUCUUUUUCCACCUCAGCUAUUCCUUCUCCAUGUUGCAGCAAUAUCUGUUCUGAGAGAUGGAAAGCUUUCUCCAGAAACUAGGUAGCUUAGGCAAAAUUAUCAUAAGAUAUAUGUAACUGUAAAUUCUUAGAACAGUCGAUCCACAAAAUGCCUAACGCAUAUGAACUGAGCUCUUGAUUUAAUGGUACCUUUCUUAAGCCAGUUUCAUAGCACACAUUCAAGCGUUUUCCUGCUGCCUUUUCCAUUCUAACAGGAGACUUCUGUCACUUGCUUCCAUAUAUACAAUCAUGACAUAUAGUAUUGAAUUUUAUCUUGAAAUGUUAAUUCAAGCUGCCUUAG